UCGCAACGUCACAGGCAAGGGCCGCCAUUUUGACUGAGCAACCCUAGUGACAGGAGCCGAAGCAGCAGCGCAGGUUGUCCCCGUUUCCCCUCCCCCUUCCCUUAUCCGGUUGACUUCCCGGGCCCCCUACACUCCACAGUCCCAGUUCCGCCAUGUCCCAGAAACAAGAAGAGGAGAACCCUGCGGAGGAGGCCGGCGAGGAGAAGCAGGACACACAGGAGAAAGAAGGUAUUCUUCCUGAGAGAGCUGAGGAGGCAAAGCUAAAGGCCAAAUAUCCAAGCCUAGGACAAAAGCCUGGAGGCUCCGACUUCCUCAUGAAGAGACUCCAGAAAGGGCAAAAGUACUUUGACUCAGGAGACUACAACAUGGCCAAAGCCAAGAUGAAGAAUAAGCAGCUGCCAAGUGCAGGACCAGACAAGAACCUGGUGACUGGUGACCACAUCCCCACCCCACAGGAUCUGCCCCAGAGAAAGUCCUCACUCGUCACCAGCAAGCUUGCGGGUGGCCAAGUUGAAUGAUGCUGCCCAGGGCUCCACCAGAUCCUGAGACGCUGCCCCCCUGGGUCCUGUGCUGGCUCCUGCCCCUCCCUGCUUUUGCAGCCAGGGGUCAGGAAGUGGCUCAGGUGCGGGCUGGAGAGGCAGAAGCCCCUGCCUAUUGGUGUCCCAGCGCAUGGAGCCCCUUGGGCUGAGCACCAAGACCUUGAACCUUUUUUGUUUUACCUUUUUUCCAAAUAAUUGUUGCGAGAAAUCUCAAUGAAAUCCUGGGAGUGUGGUGAGAGGGUGGGGUGGAAGAUUUGGGGGAAUAUGAAUUUGGGAUUGGAAUUGAUAAAAACAUUCCCUACUAUCCUUCUUAACUAUGUGGCUGGUGUGGGGUGGGUGUGAGAGGGAGGAAGUGGAGUAGACUAAAGAUAAGGGGUUCUAAUUCAGCUCUGUAGAUAAAUGCUUUGUUUGGAUGUGGCUGGAGACCUUGUGUCAGAUAAAAGAAACUCUCAAUCUACAUAUGACCGAUGCAAACAGCUCCUCCGGUUCUGCAGAGCAAUCUGAGAACUCAAUGUUAAUUGUUCAUUAAGAAAAACUGAUAUUCCUUGAAAUAGAUUUGCUAUGGGGAGAAAGGCAGUGAGUAUGGGGGAGAGGAGCCAUGAGUGUGGGGAGCCCCACAGGGCCCAAGGAACAUUUUCAUUAUUUGAAAUAAAAAAAAAAAAAAGACCCAUGAAAAACCCAACCUAGAAA
Messenger RNA from Galeopterus variegatus (Sunda flying lemur), 1229 nucleotides. RefSeq names its product endosulfine alpha (gene ENSA). Gene Ontology annotation, cellular component: cytoplasm. Bases 153 to 518 code for a protein of 121 amino acids. The record is from RefSeq and is a predicted model, not a curated record. The transcript is spliced from 4 exons. NCBI's taxonomy places the organism in Eukaryota, Metazoa, Chordata, Mammalia, Dermoptera, Cynocephalidae. Gene Ontology annotation, molecular function: protein phosphatase inhibitor activity.